Xenopus tropicalis (tropical clawed frog) is the source of this 2641-nucleotide messenger RNA. It is a transcript of the gene cdx2, whose product is annotated as caudal type homeobox 2. Gene Ontology annotation, cellular component: nucleus. The coding region runs from base 157 to 915 and encodes 252 amino acids. The record is from RefSeq and is marked provisional. NCBI's taxonomy places the organism in Eukaryota, Metazoa, Chordata, Amphibia, Anura, Pipidae. The transcript has 3 exons. Gene Ontology annotation, biological process: regulation of DNA-templated transcription; regulation of transcription by RNA polymerase II. Gene Ontology annotation, molecular function: DNA binding; DNA-binding transcription factor activity, RNA polymerase II-specific.
CGGGCCAAUGGGCGUGCGGCGCUGGGAGUGAGAGGAGCUUGUCGGGCAGCUCACAGGCUGGGGCCGGGAACUCACGCAAAGGGGCUGCUUGGGGCAUCUCUGCUGGCAGCCAGAGGGGCACAGGAUUAUGCAGCUAGCUGGCACCCCCCUGCCGCCAUGUACGUGAGUUACUUGUUGGAGAAGGACGCUGCCAUGUACCCUGGAUCUAUGCGUGCCCACCCGGGGCUACAGAACUACCCUGCUGCCCCCCAGUACCCUGACUAUGGGAGCUACCAUGGCAUGGGGCUAGAUCAUGGGGCACCUUCCUCUGGUUCCUCAGCUGGCUGGAUCACCCCAUAUGGACCCCCUAGGGAUGAAUGGGGGGUCCAUCCAACUUACUCCCCUGGGCACACUCACAUUAACCCUUCUCCUGUGGGCAACAUGGCCUUUAGCCCCGACUACUCCCCAGCGCAGGUGCAGGGGCAGCCUUGUGUUGGGGUAUUACCGGCUGGGCCCCCCCCUCAGCUAUCGCCGGGCUCGGAAGAUGGGCACCGACGGCAUCACUACGAAUGGCUCAGGAAACCAGUCUCCCAGGCAAGCACAGGAUCCAAGACAAGGACAAAGGACAAGUAUCGGGUUGUAUACACGGACCAGCAGCGGCUGGAGCUGGAGAAGGAGUUCCAUUACAGCAGAUAUAUUACUAUAAGGAGGAAGGCAGAGCUGGCGGCCAAUCUGGGGCUUUCGGAGAGACAGGUAAAGAUCUGGUUCCAAAACAGAAGAGCCAAAGAAAGAAAAAUCACCAAGAAAAGGAUCCAGCAGACUCAGACUGGCCAAAAUGGACCAGACACUCUCAGCCCAGAACCUUCCAUUACCCACCACAUGAUACCACAUGCUACAAGUAAUGUGGGGGGCUUGCCUAAUACUGUCACACAGUGAAACCCCCUUAACGUUCGACCAUGAGCAGCUCUCACAGACACUGACUGGCCCACUCUCUGGAUCCCCAGCUGGUUGGAGAUGGACCCAGAUGGCGCUGUUUGUGUGUGGAAGUCACUUGGAAUGAGAUUUCUUAGUUGGUUGGACUGAUGGGGAGCUAGCCCCUGGUUAUAUAUGCCAUUGGGGCUACUAACAGUACCACCUGCCUACCCAGGCUCUUCCUGGCACCCACCCUGUCUAUACCACUAGGGUCUGCUAACAGUAGCAUACACCUACCCGGGCUCAGACUGCUAUUCAUUGGGUAUGUACCUCUGGGGGUUACUGACAGCACCCUAGGACUCCUGCGUACUCAUAUAGACUUUUACAUGAAAUCACUUUUCUAUGAGAUUGAAGGGUUAGGCCCCAGGCUUUAAAAUAUGCAGUUAAUUUUAAUAUAUUUGUACAUAAAAUUGUAACAAAAAUGAUAUUUUUAUGUGAUAUUGUAUGUCUCAGGGAUUAUUUGUUUACUUCCAUAUGACUGUGCAGGAUGGGUUCUUACAGAGGUAUAGGCUGGCUGUCUAUAUGUAAUGGCAACUUUGCCAGUUAAUGGGAAUAGAUGCAAGGGGGGAGAAAUAUUCUGUUAAACAUUAACCAUCUUUAAAGCAGAUGAUAAUAUGUAAUGCGCCCAGCAGCCUUUCCCCUAUCCAAUGGAAAGAGACCCUAUCCUGUAAGCCAGGGCUGUCCAACUGGAGGCCCGCAGGCUGGAUAUGGUUCUGUGAAGGAUUUUUAUGGUCUCUCUAGUCUGCUCAAACGCUAACAUUUCCUGUGGCUUGAAGAUUAGAGGCCUCAUUCACUAAGGGUUCUUACACACAGGCAUUUAUAAGUGUAUUCCCUUCCUGCAACACUGGUGUGUGUUUCACCCAGGGCCCUAUCUACCAUAUAGAUACCCAAUGGCCUGUUCCUAGGGUGGCAGAUUUAGGGGUGCCUAAAUAGGAACAAUCAUUGUGCAGAAAAAAAAUUCCCCUCAAGCAGACGCACCAGACCUACAUACAGCCCUGGUUCCACCCUACAGCAACGCAGGAGUUAACUGACCCCAUUCUUCUCUAUAGGGACUGUACCACAUGUAAACAUGUAAGUGGAAAUAAAAACUGUGCCAGUGUCCAAUUUUAUCUGCACUCCUGUGGGCACAGCCCUCAUAGGGAAAUCUGACCUGCACUUACACCUGUGGGUAAGAGCCCUUACAUACACUCUUUCUUGGCACAAAAACACAGACAUUGCACAAAUUAAAAUGCCAAAUACAGAGAGGUUGCGCUUCUCUAAUGCUGCUUCUUCAAGUGAAUGAGGUUCUAGGUGCAAGGAACAGGGGAGCCAGGGAACCCUACUGUUAUUAUUAGGCUUUCAUUUCAGCUUUUUAUUAAGCAGUUAGAUGGGUCAGGCAAAUGGCACUGCAGCUUUCAGCAUUCCAGCUACUGGGAGUUGUAGUUAUGUCCCCAGUUAACACAACAGCUUGUCUCUCUCCUGCGCACUAUAGUAAAGCAAUCAUGUUAAGAGAAGUUUACACCAGAACUCAGGGCAUUUGCACCUCUCCCUGCUGGCAUUUGGCUGUGCACAUUGUUCGGGUCGGCAAUGAAGAUUAAUGGAGAAUCAAUACCCGGGAAUCCUGCAGCAAGGAACUGUGAAUUAAUGUGCUAUGUGUGUUUUUUUUACCCUCUCUGUAUUUGCAAAGAAACUAAAGAAAGUUUGAAAAACA